CGCCCGGGCUGCCGGAGGGUCGCGGCGGCGGCGGCGGCGGCGGCGAAGCGUGGCCACGGCGCGCUCGGAAAGCCCUGGCAGGUCCGGGAUCUCUUCCGUAGCGGGGACCGGAAGUUUUCCGGAAGCUUCUGUGGUGGUUUGAACCCAAGCUGGAAGGAUGAGGAAGGGUUUACGGAAGGAGCGUAGGACAGGCGCCCUGAGCUCUGGGGGAAAGCGGCAUUACGAGGAUGCAACAAAACACCUAGUCCUGAAGCUCACCCAGUGUAUGAGGAUGGGGAGAGUGGAAAUAGGUCACUGACUGCAAAGGCAGAAAGGAGGGACAGAUGUUGUAGCAGUGAAACCCUGGAGCUAAUGACUAUUGAUGGAUUAGCAGCUGGAGGCCUGAGGCAAAGGGAACCUGAGUCCUUCUGAGGCAGAUGAACAGCGCCUGUGAGUUGUUGCUGUUGAUUUAAUGUGCUGCUGGGCCCCACUGUACCUGAGGUAAGCUGUUCCUACAUUACACAGGUAGCCUGUGUCACUUUUCUUGUGCAGUCUGUACUCUCUCACAAAAGGGAUUUUGAAUAGUGCUUGGAAAUACUCCUUUGUGUCAACGCUUCUGGUAACGCGUGAACUAGCAGGUGAAGGUCUGUAUUUUAGGUUAGCCUAGGGAAGAAUGAACUAUGUGAGGGGCUUGGGUAAAAGUUGGUUUUAAACCUAAAGCCCAAGUAACAGGGAUUAACAGGAGUGAAGAUCCUUUUGGAAAGCCUGAAGGAGCUGUUGAUCAUGACCUGUGGAAAAACUGCAGAUCAGAUUGCCAGGGACCUGAUUCUAGUCCACAGACUUUCAGUGGACUUUCAGACCACAAAAAACAGAGAAGGAUGGAUGCUUGCUUCUCAUGUACAGGCUCCUCAGUGUGGACCAGCCCAGUGGGUAAAGGAGAUUGUCUUUAAAGUUCAGCAGGAUGUUGAUGCCUGGCCUCACAUAGGGGAAAGAAUUUUUCGUUGCAUUAAUUGGGUGGAAUUGCCCACUCCAUUUCUUAGAGUAGUAAAUUGACCAACACUGGAUGGCAGUCAUUGUGCUGGCUGGUGUGAGGAAAAUCAGCUUAUGUAGAACUCCAUUUUCUCUCAUUCCUACUUUGAUUUUCUUUGAAAACCAUAAUACCAGAGUUUUGUUGAUAUUUUGUGAGUAGGACGUGUACCAGUAAGUACAGAAGUGCUCACUUUGCUUAGGCAAAUGGCAAAUGGAGAGUUGAUGCAGUAAAUGAACUAGGAUAAACUAAUUUGGCUCUUGUUGUGCAGGCCACAAUUACCUGUGAAGAAGCAGCUUCCAUACGGUACCCUGCCCCGCUAGGAGCUGCAUCAGUUGUAGGAGACUGUACAGAGGUUACAGCAGGAAGCAGAGAGACACCAUGCUUCAGGCUGUCUUUGUAGCAGCAUUGUUAGGACAGGGGACAGGAUACCUUCUUGGCUCCUUUGCCGGUUAUUGCUCCUUUAGGUUUGAAGAGAAAUGUGUUACAGAAUUGUGGAAGGCAGCCCUGAGCAUGUUAGUGAGCACAGACUGACAGGGGAGAAAGAGGUUACAAAAACUUUAAUGCUUUUAUUCUCAGUGUUACUGGCUGCUGGGAUACACGCUCUCAGGCUAGGGGAUGUGGGCAGAUAUUUGCAGAUCUGCAGCUUUCUUACUCUCCUCCUCGUCUGCUCCUCUUAUCCUCUGCAUUUCUGCAGGUGAUGGAAUGAUAAGGAGAGGGCAGGCAACACUACAGCCUGCCUUAUCUGCACUAUUUACAUACUCCUCAACUGGCCUGUUAGCUGAGGCAUUUUUUAAUUCAUGGAAGUGAAAAAUAUCCAAUGUCCUUUUUUAUUCUGCUCUUUAUUGACUUUAGUCAUUCAUUUUACAUCCAACCAACACAUACCUAAGGCUCUGAUUUUUCUAUGAAUUUAAUGCCUUCAAAACAGAAAGCACUGCCAGCAUCUUGCUGAACUCCAGCUUUGGAAAAACUGGAAGAGUUAGUGGGAGCUUAAAAAAAUCUUAGCUCCCUUGAAGAGAAUGGAAACCUGAAAAACUGAAGAGAAUGGAGAGUUACUCCUUAAUCCCUCUACUGCUACCUAUCUGUGAUGCUAUCAUAUGAAUGUAGUCUGGAGCUAGCAAGAGGUAGAGCAUGGUAACACCCGGGUUUUACUGGUCUGCUUGUUUUAGACAAACCCAGUGAUGGUCUGAGCUGACAUGGCUUCUAGUUUCUGUAGCUGGAUGGAUAAUGGAAAAAUAUUUCACUCAGUUUAAUGAGAUGUAGAUGGUCUGUCAAAUUUUGUUGUAUUUUUCUUGAAAAUUCAGAGGUGAAGAAAGAGAAGCUUUGGUGGGAAAAUUUUUAUUUUAAGUAUUUUUCUAAGAUCUAGUGAGUCUGGGACCAUAUAGGAUGAUCAAAUAGUCUUUGUGCUUUUCGGGAAAAGAAAGGAAGCCCAGUAACGUACAAUUUUUUUCUUCCUCUGCUGUUCUGGGAGACUCCUCUGUUUUGAAAAAACUGCAUUAGCUCUGUCUAGCUUCACUAAGUGUCCUGCUCACUUUUGCUUCUCAAAUAAGUACUUUUCUUCUUUGCGUUACAUGUAGUUAAAUUAAAAUAGGUUAAUCAAUAACUGUGUUCAGCAGCAGCUGAGCACUCUCGUAUAUUCACAGCCGUAAAUCCUCUAAAAAUCUGUCUUUUGCUUUUGUGUAGGUAUUGACAUAUUGCAUAUUGCUGAGUCCUCCAGUGGAAAGUAGAAAACAAAAUGUAUCUAUUCCUCCUUUGCAUUUUAUAUUUGCCUUUGAAAAUCACUGACACCAAGGAAGUUAUUUUUGGUCAAAAUAAUUUUACAGAAUAUCAAGUGGGCAACAUGAACAUAAUUCUUUCUGUCCCACAUGGUGGGUCGAUGGAACCUGAGGACAUUCUUGAUCGAGAUGCUGGCUGUUGGGAUGCAAAGACGUCCUCUUGUAUUUUCUCUCAUGACUGCCCUCCUGGAAGCAUUCAAAAUUUUAAGAAGUGCAAGGUGCUUACCAACCAAGACAGGUAUACCAUAGAGGUGGCUCAGGCCCUUGCUAAUGAAAUCAGCAACAUUACUGAUGGCUUUUUUCCACAUAUCAUUGUAAACCAUCUCCAAAGAUUCAAGAUGGAUGCGAACAGGGAAAAGGAAGAAGCCUCUUUUGGAAUUCCCCAAGCAGAACAAGCCUGGGAGGAAUAUAUGGGAUUUCUGAACACUGCAAAAUCACAGAUGACGGGGGGGCUGAUUCUGGAUAUCCAUGGACAAGCACACCCUGAACAGUGGAUAGAACUAGGUUACACGCUUUCAAAAACUUCCCUCAACUUGCGGGUCUUUUCUGCAUCAUGUUCCUCUAUUAGUCAUCUGGCCAAUCAGCUAGUCAAUGUGUCUUUUGAGACUUUGCUCACAGGGAACAGAAGUUUGGGUGGAUAUAUUGAAGAACAAAAUAACCAUUAUAUCUGUGUGCCUUCUCCAUCCAAUCCUAGUCCAAACAAUGGUAGCUAUUAUAGUGGUGGAUACAUCACAAAGACUUUCGGCUCUCGUACUUCUGGCACAAUUGAUGCCAUUCAGAUUGAACUGCCCCAGUGGGUGAGGGCAGCUGAAGAACGUCCCAAGUUUUGUAAAGCGCUAGCAAGGGCUGUAAUGAAAUUCUGGCAAACUAACUACUGCAAUCAGUACAGCCGUAAGCUUCUGCCAUGCUGAAAAAGGCUGUCUUUGUUGAGGUUGCUUCCCAUAAUAUAGUUGUGAUCUGGAACAACAGAAGAACUGAUACAGCUGAAACAUUUAAACUUGCAAUCAGUCAUGGAUACUAAAGGAAAUAAGCUAAUCUGCAAACCAAUAUAGGAACAUCAACUGAUUGAGAAAAUCUACAAUUAGUACCAGCGAACCAAUUAACAAACAUCUUUGUACUAGAUCCAACAGUGAAAAGACUGCCUGAAGAUGAGUGGACAUCUCUGGAACUAUCACUUGUCUGAUACACUUUUCUGUUCUCAAUUUCUUUCCAGUGGCAUCCUCUGUUCUGUAGGAUACAAUAAACAGAUAUACUUGUCCUAAAUAA
Molecule: messenger RNA, 4047 nt
Organism: Rhea pennata
Lineage: Eukaryota; Metazoa; Chordata; Aves; Rheiformes; Rheidae
Exons: 4
Coding region: 2742-3692 (316 amino acids)
Source: RefSeq, a predicted model, not a curated record